This is a messenger RNA of Condylura cristata (star-nosed mole), 1756 nucleotides long. It is a transcript of the gene CDC25C, whose product is annotated as cell division cycle 25C. Gene Ontology annotation, biological process: G2/M transition of mitotic cell cycle; positive regulation of G2/M transition of mitotic cell cycle; positive regulation of G2/MI transition of meiotic cell cycle. The coding region runs from base 16 to 1440 and encodes 474 amino acids. NCBI's taxonomy places the organism in Eukaryota, Metazoa, Chordata, Mammalia, Eulipotyphla, Talpidae. Gene Ontology annotation, molecular function: protein tyrosine phosphatase activity. The record is from RefSeq and is a predicted model, not a curated record. The transcript is spliced from 13 exons. Gene Ontology annotation, cellular component: nucleus; cytoplasm.
GAGAACUUGGAGGCCAUGUCUGCAGAACACUUAUCAUCCACAAGACAGGAGGGAUGCCUUGGCUCAAGACCUAACUUUAGGUCCAAGCAGAGGAAGAUAUUAAACUUGCUCUUGGAGAGAGAUAAUUCCUUUACCAUCUGUACAGAUCUCCCUAGAACUCCAUUGAACAAACUCUUUAGUGAUUCUGCAAACCUAAGCACUUUGUCUGGAAGCACCCCAAAACGUUGCCUUGAUCUUUCCAGUCAUAGCAGUGGGGAGAUAUCUGCUACUCAGCUCACCACUUCUGCAGGCCUUGAUGAAACUGGUCACUGUGACUCGUUUGGACCUCAGGAAUGGGAUGUAAGGAUCUCAGCUGGGAUCAGUCAUCACCAGCAUGUUAUAAAAUGCAAUCCAGCACAGCUGCUCUGUAGCACCCCGAAUGUGGUGGACCACAGACACAGGAAGAAAGAGAUAAUAUGUAACUCAUCCUCAAAUAAAGAAAAUGACAGUGGAAACUUGGAAAGUAAAAUGAAAUAUCUGGGCAGUCCCAUUACAGUUCCAGAAUUGGCUAAAAAUCCAGAAUUAGAAGACCGGGCAGAACAGAUAUCAGAUGAAUUGCUGGAAUUUUCCUUAGAAGAUCAAGAAGAGACCAAGGUAAGUAGAAGCUAUCUGUAUCGCUCCCCUUCAUUGCCAGAGGACUUAAACAGUCCAAGACUGGAGCAGGUGGUAAAAUUCAAGGACAACCCAAUACCAGAUAAAUUAAAAGAGAAAUACUGUUCUAGCCACAAAAAACUCAGGAAGGGUUCAGCUCUAAAGAAGACAGUCUCUCUCUGUGACGUUAAUGUUAUUCAGAUGCUGGAGGACGAUUCUAACCAGGGACAUCUGAUAGGUGAUUUCUCCAAGGUAUGUGUGCUGCCAACCGUGUCAGGAAGGCACCAAGAUCUGAAGUAUGUCAACCCAGAAACGGUGGCUGCUUUACUGUUGGGGAAGUUUCAGAGUCUGAUUGAGAAGUUUUAUAUCAUUGAUUGCCGCUAUCCAUAUGAGUACCUUGGAGGACAUAUCCAGGGAGCCUUAAACAUGUACAGUCAGGAAGAACUCUAUAACUUCUUCUUGAAGAAGCCCAUUGUCCCUUUGGACAUCCAGAAAAGAAUAAUCAUCGUGUUUCACUGUGAAUUCUCCUCAGAGAGGGGUCCUCGAAUGUGCCGCUCUCUGAGAGAAGAGGACAGGGCUCUGAACCAGUAUCCUGCUUUGUAUUACCCAGAGAUGUAUAUCCUCAAAGGAGGCUACAGAGAUUUCUUUCAAGAAUAUGUGGACCUGUGUGAACCACAGAACUACUGCCCUAUGCAUCACCAGGACCAUAAGGCUGAACUGCUGAAAUGUCGAAGCCAGAGCAAAGCCUGGAAAGGGGAGCGGCAACUGCAGGAGCAGAUUGCCUUACUGGUGAAGGAUGUGAGCCCAUGAUCAUGGAUCAGCCACUGGCUGCCUACUAAACACCAAAGACACUGUAGAAACCCUGAGCGGAGAGAGGCCAUCUUCUGGGUUGCUAAACCUAGGAUUGUUCAAAGAUAUCUGCACACUAGCAAACCAAACCGGUGAAAUCCUCGGCCUGGGGUUGGUUGGUUAGGUUUCACUAGAGCUGCUACCUGAUAGUAAUGUCCUGAAACUGGCUUGAUAAGGCUAUAUGUAUUCUUGGGUUACAGAGAUCUGUGUUAUGUAUCUCUUCCCAACUUUUUGCAUCUUCUCAUUAGGCAGCCAGACCUUUCUCUCUGGGCUUCCG